AUGAACCUUUUAACUGUGAUUAUCAAAUCUGCGAUCACGAAACGUAUCUCUACGUGCACAUACUCCAACGUUGACGAGGUCUUAGCUCUGCAGUCUGCAGAAUGUACCUGGCUCAUAAUUAUUAAGUUUGAGCAAAUUCCUACAAAUCUUCCACCACCUGGACCAGCACAGACCGUUUUACAUCCUCGAAAGGAUGUCUUUAUUUUGAAGGUGGCCAAAGUAGGACCAACUGGCGAUCGCCGUUGUAAAAUGGAACUUGAGUUAGUGACGCCAAAGGGGCCCGAAAAGAAGCCACCAUAUCGAAUAGACACUAGAGAAACACAGUUUGAUCCAGAGCCACCACCUUGCACUUGUCCAAAGCCAAAAAAGAAGACAAAAAGUUAG
Messenger RNA from Spodoptera exigua (beet armyworm), 384 nucleotides. NCBI's taxonomy places the organism in Eukaryota, Metazoa, Arthropoda, Insecta, Lepidoptera, Noctuidae. The record is from the annotation of a GenBank genome assembly.